Lynx canadensis (Canada lynx) is the source of this 5073-nucleotide messenger RNA. RefSeq names its product F-box protein 32 (gene FBXO32). Gene Ontology annotation, molecular function: protein binding. Gene Ontology annotation, cellular component: SCF ubiquitin ligase complex; cytoplasm; nucleus. Gene Ontology annotation, biological process: protein ubiquitination. The transcript has 9 exons. The record is from RefSeq and is a predicted model, not a curated record. The coding region runs from base 69 to 1136 and encodes 355 amino acids. NCBI's taxonomy places the organism in Eukaryota, Metazoa, Chordata, Mammalia, Carnivora, Felidae.
CCCGAGGCCGCCCGGCCGGUCCUGUCCGUCAGUCCGCCGAGUCCGACCGUCGCGUCGCCCCCGGAGCCAUGCCAUUCCUCGGGCAGGACUGGCGGUCCCCCGGGCAGAGCUGGGUGAAGACGGCCGAUGGCUGGAAGCGCUUCCUGGAUGAGAAGAGCGGCAGCUUCGUGAGCGACCUCAGCAGUUAUUGCAACAAGGAAGUAUACGAUAAGGAGAAUCUUUUCAACAGCCUGAACUAUGAUGUUGCAGCCAAGAAGAGAAAGAAGGACAUGCUGAAUAGCAAAACCAAAACCCAGUAUUUCCACCAAGAAAAAUGGAUUUAUGUUCACAAAGGAAGUACUAAAGAGCGCCAUGGAUAUUGCACUCUGGGGGAAGCUUUCAACAGGCUGGACUUCUCAACUGCCAUUCUGGACUCCAGAAGAUUUAACUACGUCGUACGGCUGUUGGAACUGAUAGCAAAGUCACAGCUCACAUCCUUGAGUGGCAUCGCCCAAAAGAACUUCAUGAACAUUUUGGAAAAAGUGGUACUGAAAGUCCUCGAAGACCAGCAAAACAUCAGGCUAAUAAGGGAACUACUCCAGACCCUCUACACGUCCUUAUGUACGCUGGUCCAGAGAGUCGGCAAGUCUGUGCUGGUCGGGAACAUCAACAUGUGGGUGUACCGGAUGGAGACCAUUCUCCACUGGCAGCAGCAGCUGAACAAUAUCCAAAUCACCAGGCCUGCCUUCAAGGGCCUCACCUUCACCGACCUGCCUUUAUGCUUACAACUGAACAUCAUGCAGAGGCUGAGUGACGGGCGGGACCUGGUCAGCCUGGGCCAGGUGGCUCCUGACCUGCACGUGCUCAGUGAGGACCGUCUGCUGUGGAAAAAGCUCUGCCAAUACCACUUCUCUGAGCGGCAGAUCCGCAAGCGAUUAAUUUUGUCAGACAAAGGACAGCUGGAUUGGAAGAAGAUGUAUUUUAAACUUGUGCGAUGUUACCCACGGAAAGAGCAGUAUGGAGACACCCUUCAGCUUUGCAGACACUGUCACAUUCUCUCCUGGAAGGGCACUGACCACCCGUGCACAGCCAAUAACCCAGAGAGCUGCUCCGUUUCCCUUUCACCCCAGGACUUUAUCAACUUGUUCAAGUUCUGAAUCCCAGCACAUGACGACACUUCAGACGGGUUCCCCGGCUGAUUGGAUUCUUGGGAAUACAGAGUUUGGACACUUCAUUUGUAAAUAGUGUACAUUUGAAAUGCUGGCUCAAAACUUCUGAGAUAAGUCACUGAGAGGAUGUUGGAAGGGGAGAGAUGCAGUUGCUGGCUGGGAAUUUAAGACUAUGGACUUCUCAUUAGAAUUGGUAUGGAAAAUCAGAAAUACUGUAAAUAAAUUUUUUCCCUAACUAUUUGCCGGCAAGACUAUAAGGGCAGGAAUUCAGUUUCAUCGGUGAAAAUGGAAUUUCCUUGACGUUCACUGAAACGCCUUUGUAGUUCCCUAGGGAUGUGGAAGAAAAGGGCAGAACUCGAAUACAAGAUAGAACACUCUCUGUUUACAAUGUGAAAAUUUGCUUAAAGAAAGGAAGAGAAGAAGAAAACUUCAUUAUAUAUGAGAAGUCCCCGCGCUUUGGUUUCGAUUUUGGGGGGUUUGUUUUAAAAAGGCAAAGGAAGCACCACCCAUCUUAACCCGUGUGGGCACAAGGCCUUAUCUUGCAAAUAUAUCACACAAUAGUCUACCUCGGAAAGUAUGCAAUGCCCUCUCUGACAAAGCGCAUUGUCCAGUAGGCAGUGUCUGUUUUUCUUGGUUUUUCAUCACCUGAAAGUGGUUUAAAUAGGAAAGGGAUACUGGAGGCAAUCCUCAUCAUGCUUGAGACUUCCUUUUUAGGCGAAUAAGCACUUCUUCAGAGUUGCCUCUUUUCUAGAACAGCCCCACAGCGCGUAUGCCUCUUUCCCUUUCGUGCUGUAGCUCAUUCAGGGCAACAUAAGGCCAAUUAAAAACAGUCCCAGAGGAAGUCCUACCGCAGAAAAGAUAGAAUUAGUCACCCAAUAGCUGUGAAGACUUUCUAUUCCUGUUUAACUUCUUGGUUUGUCUGGGCUUCCUGGAAUAUCUUCACGGAUAAGCAUAUCUGUGGACUGGUCGGAGCCGGAGUGCUGAUAAAAGCUUGUAAAACAGGUUUUACAUAUCAGUUAAACGUGUUUCCAGCUGCUGUUCCUCAUGACAGGGGAUGAGUUGAGGGGCUUUGUUUUCUUUUUGCCCAACAUCAAAAUUCAGUCAACCUAAGCUAGCACUUCUUGCAAGGAUGACAAGAGAAAGCCUGGAGUUCCAAUCACAGGGAACAGAAGUACUGUGAGUUCAUCCUACACUUGCUACAUACCCCUGGGGAUCUUGCGAGGCAAAUAUCAGCAGGUAGCUGUGUAGAGGAAAGGGAAUCUCAGGACUUAAUGAGUUCAUUGUCAAAUAUUCCUGGGAUGGGGUAGGGGAUGUUUGGUCUUUUUUACUUUUUAUAGAACUUUGCUUUUCUACAACAAUGUACAUAUCUUGGCAGUUGUAUUUGCUUCAUGCUUUUUUUUUUUUUUUCUCUCACGCAAAUAAAGUUGUCACUCUGCAUGGCCUUGGCACAUAGGUGAAGCAGAGAUAGGAAACUUGCUCACAUUCACAUUGAAGAACAGGGUAUCCUUAGCGGUUGAACCUUGGAGUGACCAGAUGAGGGGAGAGAUGGUUAAGCAUGUACAGAAACGAGGCAAGGGACCGGCCGGUGAUGCGAAGUCCCUUCAUGCCCAUCCAUCAGUGCACAGUCCACGACUCAGCAUCCCAAAGAGAAGUCAACCAUUAGUCCCCUCACUUUGCAAUGCCUGUGUCUACACCCCAGGGUGUCUCCACAUUUCUUUUCCUCAUCACCCCUGACAGAAGAAAAAAUUAAAUUGAAUUUAAAUUCUCCCCACUGUGACAAAUAUUAAAGAAUAAGAUUUUGUUGGGUAAGGUUGAGCUUUAGGAACCCCUGUAUUACCUGAUGGGAUUUUUGCUUCCCCUUCCCCCCUGAGUCAGAGUCACAUUGAGGAUGCAGGGCCUAAGUGGGGAAUAAAAAGCUGGCACUUCUAUAAUUCAGAGACGUGCCCUCAAAUGUCUCAGCUUCCUUAAAGAUGUGGGGCAGAGCUGGGUUAAUUGUUGCUCUAGAUGCUGGAACCUUUAGCUCUGACAUUUUUAGGUUUAGGCAUCCAUGGCCUUCCACAUCUGCCCAUCAACUCAUGACCUCUGCCCCUUCGUGCUGAUCAGGGAGGUGGAAACUCCUGGGUACCCUCAGGUUUACAGUCCCGGAAAUGUUGCCUGCUUUCGACUGUCAGCACAAAACUGCCAAACCAGUCUCAUCUGGACUUUGUGCAAUGCCCACGAUUGCACAUCAUCUGCCAGGCAGCAAGGCACAUCUGUGCAGGAUGACUCCUACCGCCAAGCGGUGGGGUUAUGGUUUUCUGAGAUGUUUACCUUGAUGGUGCCUCUGGGCUCUCCCCAUCUCUGUUGGCAUUUUUGGAGGUGGUGUGAAACAGAGUCAAGGAAAAAUUUUAAGGAAGAAAAGAGAAGAAACCAACGCUCUUGGUUCUCUUUCAUUGGGAGAGGAGAAUAAGAAAGGAAAUGGCAGGUGGAGAGGGACGGGGGAAGGAAUAGAAAUGGCCUAUCUUUGAUGCUGUGGUUUGUAUGAAGGCAUUGGAGAAGAACAUAGUGGGUUCAGGGCAUCUGUGUUGGCACCACAUGGCAGCUGUUAAGCAUGGUCAGAGCCUCCCAUGUAAGUAAAGUGAGUGAAAAAGAAAAUACUUGUUCCCUGGGUACCAAUCAUCUAGAGAAUUUCUAUUGGCAAACCCUCUCGGGACAACCUAACCUCAAAACAAAACAAAACACACAAAGAAUCCCUGUCUUCCAAACUACUGGUCUAAAAGCCAGAGGGACAGGAUGAUGGAAAUUGCUGGAAGAAAUAGAAAGCUCUCCUCUCUUUGCUGUACCUACCUACUACCCCCGACCCCAACCCUGUGAUGUAGAAUUUGAAAUUGAUGUCGACUAUGAAGUAAUGCGGACUUCCAGAGAAAGAAGGAGUGUGUCCAGGGCAGUGUGAGGAAGUCCACAGGGAUGUUCUGUAUGAUGAGCUGGUCCAACAUAAAGGUGUAUGAGCAGUGAGCCUAGAGUCUCUUAAGAGUAAGGCACAACGUUUGGGGAAAGAAUAUGUGAGUGCUCACUUCAUAGCAAGAUCCGGAAGAAGGUCCAAUGACAUCUUAAGCCAGGUUGCAUUAUUAAUGCUAUUACUCUGAGGAGACAGAUCAGUGGCGUGGGAGGGUAAGUGGCAUAAAAUACAAAGUGAAAAACAUCCCCAGGGCAUCGGGUAUGAGAUGACAUUUGUUCAGUAAUGAUCAAUUUUAUAUUGAAGUGGCUGGGAGGAGAUACUUGAGAUGCGCUGGGUUGACAUUGCAGAACACUCAGCAACAGUGGGCCUUCCUUGGGGACAUGACUUGGUAAGUUGUGUACUGUGUUACCACCAUGAUUCUCCGUGGAUUCAAAAACUUUGCUCAUAAGGAGCCUACGAUUAACAGAGGCUCUGUUUUUCUGUUGUUUUCUAUGUGGGAGAAGGGAGGGGGCUUAGAGUAUCAUUUGUCUAAGCAAGUGGAGUGAUUCACAAGGUCAAUCAUUUCAAGACAUGUUCAACAAUGUAUCACUUGUAGCACUCAAUACAAUGUUUAUCAUAAAAUAUGCACCUGAGUUUAUAUUUUUCUGCCAGGCUAUAGGGCAAUAAUGUUUUGCUAUGCACUCUAUUUUGUGUGAAUUUUUUUAAACUGUAAUUUUAUGUGUGAAUUUUUUUUAACUAAACUAUAUCAAACAUAUUCUAUGUGGACAUCUGGGUUGUUUUUUUUUGUUUUGUUUUUUGUUUUUAUCUGUUUCCAACUAUCUGAGUCUGUGAACCAUCCUUCUGACUGGAUGCUGGCCUAAAAUCCUAUUAGUGUUUAAACAGACCUCAGAAACACCCUGAACCUCUAGACAAACGCAAAGCCGUGGCUCUUUGAUAUAUCUUGGGCUCUUGAUGUCUUCAGUAAACAAGAUCGUUAACUCCUUUAAA